AUGUUCAACUCACAGUCAAAACGGGCAUAUCAGCAAAUCGACGACGAUUUUGAUGAUGAAGUGCUGCGUAACAGUACGUGUACGUCACGAUUUAUGCAAGGAUGGGGCUCAUCCACAAGGUCACUGCUUUUUGGAGGCGCUUCCAAUGAUGAACAGAGGAAUUUAAUCGCCAGCUCCUCGUCCCAUCACUCGUAUCACGAUUCACCUGCCGAGGAGCCACCGGAAACUCACUACGAACAAUUCACGGCCACCCACAAUCAUGGUCCGCCAACAAUGGCUUCAUCGUCACAGCUAAACUCUCGACGAUGGGACCACGUACUGAAUUUAGACGAAUUUUUCACGCAUAUCUACGAAUAUCAUCAGAAUGGCGGUUAUUUGUGCAUUGUUUUGCAGAAAGUGUUCAGUUUAUUACAAUUUAUAUUUGUUAUGAGUUUUACUACAUUCUUCACUCAAUGCGUCAACUAUCAAUUCCUAUUCGCCAACACAAACGUGACAAGUCACGGCACUGUAAAUCAGGGAAAACGGCAUUUCGGAGACGCUGUCGUCGAUAAUUGCCCGGCACACAUUAGUAUUUGGAUGAUUUUCGCGAUUCUCGCCGCCAUCGUCUACUGGAUCACUCGGGUCAUCAAACACGCUCAGUACAUUAUGAAAAUGUCGGAAAUUCAGCAAUUUUAUGCUCACGAGCUGAAAAUUGCCGACGAUCAGCUGCCCAAUUUGACGUGGCACGCGAUUGUGAAGAGGAUUUGUGAGGCGCAGAAAAAACUACGGUUGAGCAUUCAUCAGGAUAAUAUUACGUCGAUUUAUAUUUAUCAUCGCAUUCUUCGUUAUAAGAAUUAUAUGACUGGAAUGAUUAAUAAGCGAAUCCUUCACCCAGUCUUCGAUGUUCCUUUCCUCGGACCAAUCGCCUAUCUUCCCAACAAUCUAAAACACGAAAUCGAGCGAAUUCUGUUCACAAGUUCCACGUCAGCAUGGACGAAUGGUCCGAACCUCCGAGAGGAGUACAAACAUCACGAGCAACUCGAUAUGGCAGCCAAGAAAAUGAAGGAAGAUUGCAAAUUCUACGGAUUUCUGUCGCUCGUCCUGAUGCCUCUACUGCUCCCAUUCCAGAUUAUGGAAUCGUUCUUCUCACUGACGGAGCUCAUAAAAAGACGACCAGAUGGGCUUGGAAUGAGAAGAUACAGUAAUUUUGGAAGAUACCUCCUGCGUCACUUCAACGAGCUUGACCACGAACUCUCGGCUCGCCUGAAUCGUUCACACAUUUACGCGGCAGCCUACAUGGAUCAAUUCUUCUCCCCAGUCCUGGAAAUCGCCGCCAAAAAUAUCACAUUCAUCGCCGCCGCCGUCUUCGGAGUGCUGACAAUUCUGUCUGCGUGGGAUGAGGAUGUUCUCCAGGUGGAACACGUCAUCACCGUUCUCACGAUCUGCGGAAUCGUGGUUCUCGUGUGUCGUGGAAUGAUUCCCGACGAGAAUCUCGUCUGGCAACCCGAGAUCCUCAUGACCCACGUCACUUCGGAGCUUCACUACCUGCCGUCCACGUGGAAGGGAAAGGCACAUACGACAGGCGUCAGGCACGAAUUCGAUCAGCUUUUCCAGAUGAAAUGGAUGUUUUUUGUGCUGGAACUGACGUCGCCGAUCUUUACACCAUUCGUUCUGCUGUUCUGGUUGAGACCCAGGUGCUCACAGCUCGCGAAUUUCUUCCAUGACUAUACGGAACGAGUCGAUGGGCUCGGCGAUGUGUGUAGCUUCGCUGUGAUGGAUGUUGGAAAGCAUGGUGAUCCGAAGUGGAAUCAUAUUAAAGAGCUCAAAGCGAUCGUUGAGGAUCAGGAGGAUCAGCAGCAGGCCCAGUCGGUGGUGACAUCAUUGAAUCGGGCUCGCGAUGGAAAAACGGAGCUAUCGAUUCUCCAUUUCAAGACUACCAAUCCCGAAUGGCAGCCGCCUAAGGCGUCGGAGAAAUUUUUGAGGAAAUUUAGGAAUCGGUUGGGGCAGGAGGCUUCCAUGCUCGCACCGCUGACCUCAAUGCAUCUCGGGCAGCAAAUGGAUCGGCAGCAGCAGCAGGAUCAAAUCCUGCCACCGCGCAACAUUCUCCUCGAAUCCGUACACUCGAUUGUCCCAACAACUUCCGGCGGAAUUUCAGCUUCCCAGGUCGCACCGGGCCGCCAUCCACUCAUCGGAGACGGCCUUCACCGUAUCGACGGGCCCGUUGGAAACGCGUUCCAGGGAAUUCAGGGAGCCAAGCUGGGCAGCGGUGGUGUGCUCGCCAGCCUCUACCAGGAGCAGCCACGUGCCGCCGAGUCGCUGAGCAACAGUUUGAGAGCUAGUGGAGUUGAUAUCGAUGGAGCCGGAGCCGAAAUGCGCAUCAACGCCUUGUUCCUGAGAGGUCUUCACGAUGAGAGUAUUAUCCACAGCUCAUCCCGAAACUACGGCGGCACGACGUCAAGCUUCAACAUGCACCCGACCGCUAUGCAAAGCGUUUUCGCGAUGCCCGACGGCUUUGGCCAGCCGGCUCCCGCCGUAGAAUCAUCCCUUAUCGACAUUGAAACACCCACCUAUCACAGGGAAUCAGUGCAGAGAUCGGCGGCGGAGCACAAGAUGGAGCACGAGACUCCCGAGCCACUGGCCGAGCUUCCGGAUCUUCCGGGACCGUCAUCGUCGGAGCAUCAGCAGAGAUCCCGACUCGUUCCGAACACCCAGCAUCGGCAGAUUAAUGAGGAGGAAGAAGAGGAAGAGGAGGAGGACAAUACGCCACCGCUUAGCUUUAGCUCUUAGAUUUUCUGAAUUAAAAAAAAAAAAUUUUUUUAAUCCCUGCAUUAUUUCCUCGUUUUCCCCUACCAAUUGACGUGAAAACGCGCUCCGCCUCCAAACCAUGGGUCUCGUUAGGUAUUUGGCGCGAAAACCGACAAUUUGAACGUAUUCACCAAUUUUCAAGCAUUUAAAAUUAUUUUUAAGUCGAAUUUCGGCAAAAACACGAAAAACCGUUUUUUUUUUUCGAUUUUCAAGCAUUUUUUGUAUUUUUAAAAAUGAUUUUUACGUUGAUUUUUCGCAUAAAAACCGAAAACAUCUGAAAAUUAAAAAAAAUCACAAAAAAAAAAUUAAAUAAUUUUUUCCGAUUUCAACAAUUUUCAAGCAUUUUUUGUCUGGUUUUUAUGCCAUUCCGGUUAAAAAAAAAAACUCUAAAAUACGAAAAAUGCUUGAAAAAGUGACAAAAACGAUUAAAACAAGCUUUUUUAUUGAUUUUUGCGUCGAAUUUCGGCUUAAUUAUCCAUAAAAACCGGGAAAAGCUCGAAAAUUUUUUACCGUUUGCGGGGGUGGGACGUUUUCAAUUUGCCGUGGAGCGCGUUUACACGGUUUUCACCCAAUUUCUAACCUGAACUGCAGCAUAAUUUUGUACAUUUUUGUGUAUGUUGUACCGUUUUCUGUUGUUUUUUUUUGUAAAUUUUGAAACUUUGACACGAGUUUACAUUAGUCAGAAUAGUUUUUUUUUCUAUGUAUGAACACAAUUUUUUUUCGAAUUUUUUUUCACCGCAGCUCCCUCACCGCUACUCUGUACAAUUUUUUUCACUGACAAUCUGAAUAAAAUCCCGCAAAUUUG
Messenger RNA from Caenorhabditis elegans, 3589 nucleotides. It is a transcript of the gene atg-9, whose product is annotated as Autophagy-related protein 9. The coding region runs from base 1 to 2766 and encodes 921 amino acids. NCBI's taxonomy places the organism in Eukaryota, Metazoa, Nematoda, Chromadorea, Rhabditida, Rhabditidae. The record is from RefSeq and is marked reviewed. The transcript is spliced from 11 exons. Gene Ontology annotation, cellular component: phagophore assembly site membrane. Gene Ontology annotation, biological process: autophagy; plasma membrane phospholipid scrambling.